GUUGGUUGUUCGUGAAUUCACGUUUCAUUGUUACGCAAAUUUCGUAAAGCCGGCCGCGUAUUUGUUAAAAUAACUACUGUUUUUUCCCAUCUCGAAUGAUAUAUAUCAACAGCAAUUAAAAAAAGAUGGCUACACAAUUUCUGAACAGAAUCGGUCAGAUUGGAUUGGGUGUUGCGGUCGUUGGAGGUGUGGUGAAUUCAGCGUUAUAUAAUGUGGAUGGUGGUCACCGGGCAGUGAUAUUCGAUCGAUUCACUGGUGUCAAGCAGCAGGUCUCCGGAGAAGGUACACACUUUUUUGUGCCAUGGGUGCAACGACCAAUUAUCUUCGAUAUUCGAUCCCAACCAAGAAAUGUUCCAGUUGUGACCGGCAGUAAGGACCUUCAAAACGUAAACAUCACAUUGCGUAUUUUGUUCCGCCCGGUACCGGAUCAAUUGCCAAAGAUUUAUACCAUUCUGGGUCAAGAUUACGACGAACGAGUAUUGCCUUCAAUUACCACGGAAGUGUUGAAAGCGGUCGUAGCUCAGUUCGAUGCCGGCGAGUUGAUCACGCAGCGAGAAAUGGUUUCGCAGAAGGUUUCGGACGAUCUCACCGAACGUGCUGCACAGUUCGGCGUUAUUCUAGACGACAUUUCCAUUACUCAUUUGACCUUCGGCAAGGAGUUUACCCAAGCGGUAGAAAUGAAACAGGUUGCCCAGCAGGAAGCAGAAAAGGCCCGUUUCAUGGUCGAGAAGGCCGAACAGAUGAAGAAAGCCGCUAUCGUGUCGGCAGAGGGAGACGCCGAAGCAGCGGCUUUAUUGGCCAAAUCUUUUGGCGAGAGCGGUGACGGUUUGGUUGAGCUGCGAAGAAUCGAAGCUGCAGAGGAUAUCGCCUAUCAGAUGAGCCGAUCGCGAGGUGUUGCCUAUUUGCCAGCCGGACAAACGACUCUGCUUAAUUUGCCCCAGUAAUACAGUGAUGUCGGGGGGGAACCAGAUGGAAAGCAUUUCAGUUUUUGAAUAGUUUAAAUGAUUUAAGAUCUAUUUUGUAAUGGUUACUAAGAAACAGUUUUACUUAUAUGGGAGUCUGGCAAACGGUAUUCGCUUAGAAAGCCAAUUAAACCCGUCUGAAAGCUGUGCUUUGGUUUCCGAGUAGCUUCUACGAUAAAAAUUAAAUAUGCAUUUGUUGCUAACAUUUUUGGCUGCUUUUGCAAAAUCAGAUAAAGUGGAAGAUACUAAAAAUAAAAUUGAUUUUAUUCUUCCAUAUUUUUUUUCUAUUCCAGUGUAAUAAAACCUGUAUCAAUAAACGGUUAUGUGAA
Sabethes cyaneus is the source of this 1291-nucleotide messenger RNA. It is a transcript of the gene Phb1, whose product is annotated as protein l(2)37Cc. The record is from RefSeq and is a predicted model, not a curated record. Gene Ontology annotation, biological process: mitochondrion organization. Lineage: Eukaryota; Metazoa; Arthropoda; Insecta; Diptera; Culicidae. The transcript is spliced from 3 exons. The coding region runs from base 126 to 944 and encodes 272 amino acids. Gene Ontology annotation, cellular component: mitochondrion; membrane.